CAGCUCGCCGCCAUCGGGGGGUGCUCCUCGUUGAGGGGGUCGUACGUGUGGCAUGAGGCAGGGGGAAGGGGGUGUGUGUGAGACUGCCUUUUGCCAGUUCAUGAUGCCGCCAGACUCUAUCGUCCCCGUCGAAAUGUCACAUGCCCUACCAUGGGGGCGGUUGAGCUAACGAGAGAAGGCUCGACGCGACCAUGUUGGUGCGGCCGCCGCCCUGUAGCCGCGAUGGAGCCAAGGUCUAUAAGAGUGUAGAGUUUCCUCCCAUCUCUGCAUCAUCUGGACCCUCUUCUCUCCAAGCCUCCCGCCCAGUCCUGCCGAGCACGGAUACCUUCUUUUCUUCUUUUCCCACUUUUUGUCUUUCUUUUUUGGGUUUCACCCCACCAUUCGCUCGCUGCCGGUCAGCAGUCAUCAGACUUUCAAAAUGCACACUCCUUCGUUUAUCCAGCUCAUUGCCGCUGGUCUGGUCGCCACCUCGACCGUUGCCAGCUUUGGUCUGAGCAGCCCCUCCGGGCUUGCCCUCCGCCAUGUUGGUGCUCUUGCUGUUCUCGUCGCCCCGGCCCUAGCUGCCCCUAAUGUCGGCCCCACCAAGGCCGAUGUCGAGAUCCGUGCCGUGGAGGAGGAGGAGGAGGCCGAUCUCGAAGUCAGGGACCCCCAGAAGAAGAAGCGUCGCAAGAAGGCUAAGAAGGCUAAGGCUACUAACGUCAAGGCCAAGAAGGCCGUCGCGCGCCGCGAUGUGACCGAAGAGGCCGCGGUCGCCAGUGACCUGGCCGCCCAUGCGUCGGGUUCUGAAGGCCCCACCGUUGGCAUCCGCGAGGCUGCCGCGAGCGCCGGCGAGGAUGAGGGUGGCGACCUCGAAGCCCGGGAUCCCCAGAAGAAGAAGCGUCGCAAGAAGGCUAAGAAGGCUAAGGCUACUAACGUCAAGGCCAAAAAGGCCGUCGCGCGCCGCGAUGUGACCGAAGAGGCCGCGGUCGCUAGCGACGUUUCCGCUCUGGACCACGACGAGGUUGAGGCCGAGGGCGGUGAUCUCGAGGCCCGGGACCCCCAGAAGAAGAAGCGCCGCAAGAAGGCUAAGAAGGCUAAGGCUACCCGUCGCGAUCUUACCAGCGGGUCCGCCGCCACCAAGCUCGAGGCCCGCGAUGUCUCUGCCCUCGACCACGAUCACGACCACGAUAUCACGGCCGCUUCCACUGAGGAGGAGGGAGGCGACCUCGAGGCCCGGGACCCCCAGAAGAAGAAGCGCCGCAAGAAGGCUAAGAAGGCUAAGGCUACCCGUCGCGGCGUCGCCAUCUAAGCGGACGCCGGCUCUGGCUGGAUUCCGGCCAUUGUCGCAUGCGUGGCCGAUCUCCUCUUCCUCGUCUUUUUAUUUUUGUGACGGUCAAUCUGUCUUAAUCACUUGCCUCUUUUUUGCUCUUUUCCCUCUUUUCUCGUUCCUCAGCUGGUCGGUAGUUGGCACGGAGGUUGGUGCGUAUUUUGGAAGUUUGGUGGUCAGUUUAUGGCUGGAGUCAAGAUGCUGCGGACCACACCGCAGCCGGGUUGGGGGCUUCCUCGGUUGUUGGUAGUACAAGUAGCGAAAUCCAAACAGGACAUUGGGCCCUGCGUUUUCUGUG
Molecule: messenger RNA, 1604 nt
Organism: Gaeumannomyces tritici R3-111a-1
Lineage: Eukaryota; Fungi; Ascomycota; Sordariomycetes; Magnaporthales; Magnaporthaceae
Exons: 2
Coding region: 419-1288 (289 amino acids)
Source: RefSeq, a predicted model, not a curated record